AUGUUAUCUCAGGCAGUUGGUGCGGCAGGAGGUGCGAUAACGAUCAUGGAGAUGAUACCAGAAAAGUAUAAGACUAUGAUUGGAGGAAAGCCUUCGUAUCAAGAUGAUGCACACAUUGGAGCUCUCGCAGAAGUGAUUCUUAGUUUUAGUGUUACAUUCUUGGUGUUACUAAUAAUCCUAAGAGGUCCUCGUAAACUGCUCGCCAAAACGUUCGUGCUCGCUCUCGCUACCGUAUCAGUGUUUGUCGUAGGAUCUAACGUCACUAGACCAUUCAUGAAUCCUGCCAUUGCAUUUGGAUGGGCAUACAUAUACAAGUCUCACAACACAUGGGACCAUUUCUAUGUGCAUUGGGUUAGCUCCUUCACGGGAGCUAUAUUAUCUGCGAUGCUCUUUCGUAUUCUAUUUCCGCCGCCAAGUCUGGUCCAGAAGAAACAGAAGAAAGCCUGA
This is a messenger RNA of Camelina sativa (false flax), 447 nucleotides long. RefSeq names its product putative aquaporin SIP1-2. Gene Ontology annotation, cellular component: membrane. Lineage: Eukaryota; Viridiplantae; Streptophyta; Magnoliopsida; Brassicales; Brassicaceae. The record is from RefSeq and is a predicted model, not a curated record. Gene Ontology annotation, molecular function: water channel activity. Gene Ontology annotation, biological process: transmembrane transport.